Molecule: messenger RNA, 867 nt
Organism: Pan troglodytes (chimpanzee)
Lineage: Eukaryota; Metazoa; Chordata; Mammalia; Primates; Hominidae
Gene: FGF2
Product: fibroblast growth factor 2
Molecular function (GO): growth factor activity
Source: RefSeq, marked validated
CUGGUGGGUGUGGGGGGUGGAGAUGUAGAAGAUGUGACGCCGCGGCCCGGCGGGUGCCAGAUUAGCGGACGCGGUGCCCGCGGUUGCAACGGGAUCCCGGGCGCUGCAGCUUGGGAGGCGGCUCUCCCCAGGCGGCGUCCGCGGAGACACCCAUCCGUGAACCCCAGGUCCCGGGCCGCCGGCUCGCCGCGCACCAGAGGCCGGCGGACAAAAGAGCGGCCGAGCGGCUCGAGGCUGGGGGACCACGGGCGCGGCCGCGCGCUGCCGGGCGGGAGGCUGGGGGGCCGGGGCCGGGGCCGUGCCCCGGAGCGGGUCGGAGGCCGGGGCCGGGGCCGGGGGACGGCGGCUCCCCGCGCGGCUCCAGCGGCUCGGGGAUCCCGGCCGGGCCCCGCAGGGACCAUGGCAGCCGGGAGCAUCACCACGCUGCCCGCCUUGCCCGAGGAUGGCGGCAGCGGCGCCUUCCCGCCCGGCCACUUCAAGGACCCCAAGCGGCUGUACUGCAAAAACGGGGGCUUCUUCCUGCGCAUCCACCCCGACGGCCGAGUUGACGGGGUCCGGGAGAAGAGCGACCCUCACAUCAAGCUACAACUUCAAGCAGAAGAGAGAGGAGUUGUGUCUAUCAAAGGAGUGUGUGCUAACCGUUACCUUGCUAUGAAGGAAGAUGGAAGAUUACUGGCUUCUAAAUGUGUUACGGAUGAGUGUUUCUUUUUUGAACGAUUGGAAUCUAAUAACUACAAUACUUACCGGUCAAGGAAAUACACCAGUUGGUAUGUGGCACUGAAACGAACUGGGCAGUAUAAACUUGGAUCCAAAACAGGACCUGGGCAGAAAGCUAUACUUUUUCUUCCAAUGUCUGCUAAGAGCUGA